Rhizophagus irregularis DAOM 181602=DAOM 197198 is the source of this 1290-nucleotide messenger RNA. Lineage: Eukaryota; Fungi; Glomeromycota; Glomeromycetes; Glomerales; Glomeraceae. The record is from RefSeq and is a predicted model, not a curated record.
AUGACUGAAAAUAAAGAACUUCAUUUUGAAACACUUCAAUUACAUGCAGGUCAAGAACCUGAUGCUGUUACACGUGCAAGAGCUGUACCAAUUUAUGCGACCACUUCUUAUACAUUUAAAAAUUCUGAACAUGCCGCAAACGUUUUCGCUGGUAAAGAAUUAGCACAUAUUUAUUCAAGGAUUGAUAAUCCAACAUUAUUUGUAUUUGAACGGAGAAUGGCUGCGCUUGAAGGUGGUGUUGCUGCAAUGUCUACAUCAUCCGGACAAGCUGCACAAUUUAUUACGGUUAUUAACCUUUGUGUAGCAGGCGAUAAUAUUAUUUCAUCAAGUUAUUUAUAUGGUGGAACUUAUAUUCAAUUCAAGGUUACACUUCCAAGAUUGGGAAUCAAUGUUAAAUUCGUUCAAGGGGAUGACCCGGAAGAAUUCGCUAAAUUAAUUGAUGAUAAUACAAAAGCUAUUUAUCUUGAAUCUAUGGGUAACCCGAAAUUUAAUAUUCCUGAUUUUGAAGCAAUUUGUAAGGUUGCUCAUGAUGCUGGAAUACCAGUUAUUGUCGAUAAUACAUUUGGUGCAGCUGGUUAUCUUAUUAAACCUAUUAAGUAUGGUGCAGAUAUAGUAGUUCAUAGCGCAACAAAAUGGAUCGGUGGACAUGGUACAACAAUCGGUGGUGUAAUUAUCGAUGCAGGUAAAUUUCCAUGGAAUAAUGGAAGAUUUCCGGGAUUUACCGAACCAAGUCCAGAUUAUCAUGGCUUAGUUUAUUGGGAUCAUUUUGGAUAUAAUUCAUUUAUUACUAAAGCAAGAUUAGAAAUUAUGCGUAAUGUAGGAGCAUGUCAAAAUCCUUUUGGAGGAUUUUUAUUAAUUCAAGGUCUUGAAACUUUAUCAUUAAGAGUUCAUAGACAAGCAGAAAAUUCUUUAGAAUUAGCAAGAUGGUUAGAAUUAAGGGAUGAUGUUUUAUGGGUUUCAUAUCCUGGACUUGAAUCACAUCCUUAUCAUCAAAAUGCUAAAAAAUAUAUGCAAAAUGGUUUUGGAUGUGUUUUAACUUUUGGAGUUAAAGGAGGUGAAAAUGCUGGAAGUGCAUUUAUUGAUGCAUUACAACUUGCCAGUCAUCUGGCUAACGUUGGUGAUGCGAAAACUCUUGUAAUACAUCCUGCUUCAACAACGCAUCAACAAUUAAAUGAUGAAGAACAAAUAUCUGCAGGGGUAAGCAAAGAGAUGGUACGUGUUUCUGUUGGUUAUGAAAAAAAAAAAAAAAAAAAAAAAGUUUUACAAAGAGGUUUUAAAAAGAAUAAUUGA